Molecule: messenger RNA, 1518 nt
Organism: Ziziphus jujuba (common jujube)
Lineage: Eukaryota; Viridiplantae; Streptophyta; Magnoliopsida; Rosales; Rhamnaceae
Product: GATA transcription factor 5
Exons: 3
Coding region: 212-1213 (333 amino acids)
Biological process (GO): positive regulation of DNA-templated transcription
Cellular component (GO): nucleus
Molecular function (GO): zinc ion binding; sequence-specific DNA binding
Source: RefSeq, a predicted model, not a curated record
AAUAUGUAAAUAAAUAGAAAGAGAGAUAAAAAGAUAAAACCAAUAACUCAGCACCAGUUUCGCCCACGAACCAGCCUUCAUUUCAGUGCUCCAAACCAACCAAUUCUGACCCCUCCAUACUUUUCUAUUAUCUUCAUCUUCUACCUUUUUCUCCUCCUCCUUCUUCUUCUUCUUCUUCUUCUUCAUUGUUAUCAGAACCCGGAAAAAAAAAAUGGAGGGUAUGGAAGCAAUAGCUUUGAAACCAAGUUUGCGUCGGGAAUUACACCAGCAAGUAUUUUUUGAGGAGUUUUACGGUGCCACCGGAAUUACCUGCGUUUCAACCGAGGAUUUCUCGGUGGAUGACCUUCUUGACCUUCCUAAUGGAGAAUUCGAAGAUGGGUCUUACGAAGAAGAGGAAGAGAAAGACUCUGUUUCUUUGGAUGAAAAUUCCAACUCUAGUAAUUUCUCAACCGCCGGUGACUCUGAGUCGCCUCUGACCAGCGAGCUCGCCGUUCCGGAUGAUGAUAUAGCAGAGCUUGAAUGGGUUUCUCAUUUUGUUGACGAUUCUCUCUCAGACCUUCCUCUUCUAUACCCAGUUGGAAAACAGAGAAGCGAGACUUGUACAGAGGACCGGUCUGUAAAAAAACCUAGACUAACUGAACCAAACCCUCCUUUGUGUUUCCCAUCAGUUCCGGUCAAAGCCAGAACAAAACGGUCCAGGCCAACAGGUCGAACAUGGUCAAGAGGAAACUCGCUCGCUGAGUCAUCUUCUUCGUCCUCUUCGUCUCUCUCUUCUGGGUUUUCCUCAACACCAACUCUUAUCUUCGCCAGCACAGUCCAAAACAUGGAAUUCUUCCAAAACUUCGAAAAACCGGCACCCAAAAAGCAAAAGAAAAAACCGGCGGUUCAAACCAACGGGUCGAGUGGUGGAACAAUACAGUCUCAGCGUCGGUGCAGCCAUUGUCAGGUUCAGAAAACCCCACAGUGGAGAACCGGUCCACUCGGAGCCAAAACGCUUUGUAAUGCAUGUGGGGUCCGGUACAAAUCCGGUCGGCUUUUCCCAGAGUAUAGACCGGCUUGUAGUCCGACGUUUUCUGGCGAGUUACACUCCAAUAGUCACCGGAAGGUGUUGGAAAUGAGGAAGAGAAAGGAAACGGCCGAAACCAAAUCCGAACUGACCCAAGAAAUGGCCGAAAUCAAAUCCGAACUGACCCAAAUGAUUCCCAGUUUUUGAUGAUAUAUAUUUAUUUUUUUUAGAAUUAAAAUUUUUAGGUGCUUGUGAACCGGUUUUUUCACCGGUUCGACUUGUACAUUUUUCGACCCGUGGUACCAGUAGUAGUCAGUGACUUUUCAGUCGUGUAACACAGCUUGUAGGGAGGUUUUUAUUAUUUUUAUUUUUAUAGUUUUUAUAUAUUUUAUUGAAGUUUGUAGGUCGUUUUUUUAGUACACCAGAAAUUUGUUCUGCAGGUUUUUAGAGAGGUUUUAAUCAUAAUUAGCAUUUUUUAUUCUUAUAAUAUUUAUUAUAUUAUUUUAUUUGAA